UAAAUAAAAUGAUCCCUAUCAACGCAAUUUUUAAAUUAUCAAUUUGCUUUCGGCUACAAACAUCAGUGCCACCCUGUGUUGCUGAUAGGCAGUUUGACAGCGGCGUCACUCCUUGUUGCAAAUGCUUUGUUUACUGUAAAAUAGCUCUCGUCGGCAUGGCGAAAGCAGUGCGGGAAAUACACAAUAUCUGCCGAUUGUGCUUGUGCCAGGACGAGCAGCUGCUGAGACCAUUAACGAGUAAGCUGGGCACCUUGCUUAAGAUUGAAGAUGUAGCACGAUUCACCGGAAUUAAGAUCAACGUAAAGGGUAACAUCUCAUACGCGAUCUGUUUCGCGUGCACACAGAAACUGACAGCGUCGGCCAAAUUUCGCCAAUGCUGCCUCAACAAUGAUGCCCUCUUUCAAGUGCUUUCCGGUGUACUGAUCGCUAGUACGGAGGGGUUACAAACCGAAGAGGCUGUUGGCGAAAAAAGCGAUUCCCAGCAAGCGACCACCGACGACGACGACGACGACGACGACGAUGACGAUUAUGAGUAUGAGCAAGUGUAUGAAGAGGAAGAUGAAUCGGUUUUCAAGCGCGCCGACGGUACGGGCCAGCAGGAGUACUCAUACACGCACCAGGAAGAGGAAAGUGAUAGUGAUAGUUCGUACGUCGAGCCGGCAGACUACUCGGCGAACUACAUCGAUCCCGGCACACAGUCCGACAGCGAUGAGUACGGCAACUCUGGUGCCGGGCCAAUCCUAUACAAAUGGUCAGUGGUCCAGCGGGCGGCAGCAGCGAGCACGGCCGAGCAUCACGACAGUUCAUCACAAGGGAGCGAAAUUUGUACGAUGCGCACGAGAAAGUCGUACAAACAGCAGCAGCUGUGUACCAUAUGCGGGAAGCUGGUGACCAGCCUGUCCGUGCACACCAACUCUGUGCACAAGCAGGCGCGGGUUCACGCCUGUCCCCACUGUCCGAUCGCCAUGACCAACAAAGGCAAUCUGGUCAAGCACGUGCGUGCGGUACAUCUGAAGCUGCUCUGCGAACGGUGCAAACUGUGCGGCAAGGGUUACACGAGUAGCAACUCGCUCAAAUCGCACAUGCUCGCCCAACACGGCAUCGGUGAGCGGGCAAAAUGUAAGCUGUGCCCAAAGCAGUUUAAUCAAAAAUCGGCCCUGCACGACCAUAUGAAGCGCAUUCACUCGAAUGUACGGCCCUUGGAGUGUGACAUCUGUGGCAAACAGUUUAAAGUGAGACGGGCGCUGCGAGUGCACAAGAGCGUCCACUCGGACGAGCAACCGUACGCGUGCGGCAAGUGUCCGAAGCGGUUCAAAAGUAGGCACGCGCGCAACAUCCACGAACGCACGCACAGCGGUGUGCUGUUUCAGUGUGACCUGUGUGGCAGAUCGUACCGCUACAAAUCGUUAUUAAAUAUGCACUUGCGCAAAAUGCACCCGGAGCUGGUGGCCGAGAAAGAGCAGGACGAGCAGCAGUUGGGCUAGGAAUGAAGGGUAAACCGAACAGAGAAAGGAAAAAAUAAAUGAGUCUUAAAUCUCAAUGCUUGUCAAAACGUGCAGGUCGAAAUCGUAUGCGAACGUCGUGGUGCUUUCAAAUAGGAAACCGUUAUUUUAAAAUUUUCCUAUCGGAGAUGUCCAAAACAACAGCAGCAACAGUACAAAUUAGAUAAGUUUUAAUGUGAUGUUGCUUUAUAGAUACUUUAAGAAAUUCAUUAUUCAAAAAUUUGUUUAAGGACGUAAGGAUACGCGAUUUAACAAUUUCUCCUAAACGAAUGACAUUUUUUUUUCAUUCAAAGUUUUUUGGUGAACGUGACUCGCAACUAAUCCGUCGCCUGUUUGCACACUACGUGGUUCGAUAACGUAUCAAAACAUUGAUAUAAUUGAUGGUCCUAAACUUCCCCCAUAUUUGUAUCCGUGCACACCAAUGCGUUCCACCAGCUCACACACACACACACGCGCGCGCGCGCACCCUGAUCGGUUGAGAUAAGCAGACGAUAGAAAAUAAUGUUAUCUUUUCCCGCGGCGUUGGAUAGUGGGUUUCCGCGGUUUGGCUUGGCCCGUUCCAAUUAUCGGUGCAGUGUGAGCUGGGCAAACGUUCCGACACCACGACAAGCGCCCCAACCCGGGAGGGAUUAGCACCUAGACCGUUGAGGUGUUGUCCGGCAGUGUCCGCUAACAGGCU
Anopheles merus is the source of this 2181-nucleotide messenger RNA. Its product is annotated as zinc finger protein 652-B-like. The record is from RefSeq and is a predicted model, not a curated record. Gene Ontology annotation, biological process: regulation of transcription by RNA polymerase II. Gene Ontology annotation, molecular function: zinc ion binding; DNA-binding transcription factor activity, RNA polymerase II-specific; RNA polymerase II transcription regulatory region sequence-specific DNA binding. The transcript is spliced from 4 exons. The coding region runs from base 9 to 1484 and encodes 491 amino acids. Lineage: Eukaryota; Metazoa; Arthropoda; Insecta; Diptera; Culicidae. Gene Ontology annotation, cellular component: nucleus.